AUGUUACAAGCGAAGAUCGCAAUGUUUCCCAAGACUUUCUUGCCUCCUUUUUUCGCCAGAGGACUGUCCAAUUUCAUUACUAACCCAAUUCUCCUAAUUGAAACUCGCGCUGAAGUUCCUGGGUACUAAUACAUAUCCUUAUGGAAGACUGCGAGUACAAUUGCAAAAUAAGAAGGUGUAAUGAGCUUCUUCAAAGGAGGUCUCACUUGCUCAAUCAAAGACAGUCUAUUCGCAGGAAUCUAUUAUGUGGUUUAUCGUAAAAUGCAUGAGAUGCUCUUACCUGCUGAUUCAGGCUUUUCCCCUUCAGUCACCUUCCUUUCUGGAAUGGUCGCAGGUCUAGUGGGUACUUGUGCUAGUCACCCUUUCGAAAUCUUGAGAGCCCGAUUACAAACCAAUUAUUAUACCGAUCAAAUGACCAUCAUGCAAAGAUUCAGAAGCACAUAUCAAAACGAAGGACUUUAUGGAUUUACUAAAGGUCUCAGUCCGAGAUUGGUUAGAAAACCUUUGGCCAAUUCACUUUCAUUUCUUCUUGUCGAACAAUUAAAUCAUGUAUUCUAUGGUACUUAAUUUCACUUUUGAUUGUAAUUUUAAUGUAAAUCACUUUAAAAGAUUAACAAUUCUCUAAAUUU
This is a messenger RNA of Paramecium tetraurelia, 629 nucleotides long. RefSeq lists its product as uncharacterized. Gene Ontology annotation, molecular function: glycine transmembrane transporter activity. Lineage: Eukaryota; Ciliophora; Oligohymenophorea; Peniculida; Parameciidae. The record is from RefSeq and is a predicted model, not a curated record. Gene Ontology annotation, cellular component: mitochondrion. Gene Ontology annotation, biological process: glycine import into mitochondrion. The transcript is spliced from 4 exons.